Messenger RNA from Lathyrus oleraceus (garden pea), 963 nucleotides. RefSeq lists its product as uncharacterized. Bases 409 to 834 code for a protein of 141 amino acids. The record is from RefSeq and is a predicted model, not a curated record. The transcript has a single exon. Lineage: Eukaryota; Viridiplantae; Streptophyta; Magnoliopsida; Fabales; Fabaceae.
CAACAGCUGAGCGUGACACAGCAUACCGUUGGAGUUUGAUUUAUCUCUCUUUAAAAGGAAUCCUUAUAUUUUAUGAUUUUUUUUCUUUUCUGUAAUAUUAAAUUGUAUUGUGGUGUCUUGAGCGACCGAUUGGCAAUUGAAAUUGCCAUUUGCCAGUUACAUCGCGUAAUGUUGUUGGAUACAUUACCAAACUUCACAGGAUGCUUUAUUUGCAAAUCAUACUCCAUUAUUAGUUUUUAUUAUUAUUUUUUUGGUUGAAGACAUUUUAAGACAGUUGUAGCUUCAUUUUCCUUGUCAUUUUCUCCUUUGCAUCUCUCUUCUUUUUAAUGAUCACCACCCAUAAAAGUAUCCGCACAAAUAAGCCCCUCAACUCUAACUCUAAAAACUUCGUACUCUUUCUCUGAAAAUAUGUCUGCUUUUGAGGGACGGCCAUUGGUUGAGGCUGUGGAACACAACGUAGAAGAUUUCAAUGAUCACCAAGAGGCUACUGGAUGUGGGUAUGGAUGCUUUCGUGUAUUAGGGUUGAGAUGGGGUCAAGGCAAUGAUGAAGGUAAAGGUCUACUGGAGCAAAGGGAAGAUUCUUGGUGGGGUUGCAAGUUGAGGAAGAUAAAGGAGGUUUCAGAAGUGAUUGCAGGUCCUAAGUGGAAGACAUUCAUUAGAAAGAUUAGCGUGUAUGGCAAGAAGCAGCAGAAGGUUAGGUUCCAAUAUGAUGAACACAGCUAUGCCCUCAAUUUCAGUAGCGGGGCUCAGAGUGAAGAUGGUGACUUACCGCACAGUUUCUCAGCUAGGUUUAGUGCUCCGUUUCCUUCUGGACGUCGGCAGAAUGAACUCUGAUUCUUGCAUAUAUUGUUUAUUAGGUUUUAUUGCUUAAAUUUGUUCACUUGAUAUUCUAUUUUGUAGAAUCAUUCAUCAUUCAUUCUGUAAAGGUCAUUAUGUUAAUAUGCCAUUGUUUUUAAACUUCUA